Molecule: messenger RNA, 2339 nt
Organism: Entelurus aequoreus (snake pipefish)
Lineage: Eukaryota; Metazoa; Chordata; Actinopteri; Syngnathiformes; Syngnathidae
Product: kelch domain-containing protein 3-like
Exons: 12
Coding region: 183-1421 (412 amino acids)
Cellular component (GO): cytoplasm
Molecular function (GO): protein binding; chromatin binding
Source: RefSeq, a predicted model, not a curated record
UGUAUCGAUCCACCCGGUAGUCGACAGCCCCAUACGUCAUGAGGUCGCUGCCACCGUCUGAAAACAUACCACCUCCGUCUCUGCUCCAAGGUUUGGAUGGUGGCCCUUAGCUCUAUGGAGUCCAAACUAGUGACGGAGUGAUGGUCUAAGGACUGACAGUCACGGAGGUGCUGCUGAGUGGAAUGUUGCGCUGGUCGGUGCACCUGGAAGGAGGGCCACGGAGAGUCAACCAUGCUGCUGUGGCCGUGGGUCACAAGGUGUACACCUUCGGGGGCUACUGCUCUGGGGAAGACUAUGAGACACUGCGUCAGAUUGACGUGCAUGUUUUCAACACAGUGUCUCUACGCUGGAUGAAAUUGCCCCCAGUGAGGCCUGUGGGACAUGAGCGUGCUCGUGAAGUGCCCUACAUGCGCUAUGGUCACACAGCAGUGCUCCUGGAUGACACCAUAUACCUGUGGGGGGGACGUAACGACACAGAGGGGGCCUGCAAUGUGCUGUAUGCUUUUGAUGUCAAUAGCCACAAAUGGUUCACACCCAAAGUUUCCGGGACAGUUCCAGGGGCAAGAGAUGGCCACUCUGCCUGUGUGAUGUUGAAAGCGAUGUAUAUAUUUGGAGGAUAUGAGCAGCUGGCUGACUGCUUCUCCAAUGACAUCCACAAACUGGACACCACCACCAUGAUAUGGUCUUUUAUUAAUGCCAGAGGUAUUCCAGCAAGCUGGCGUGACUUCCACUCAGCAACCAUUAUAGGCACAAAGAUGUUCGUAUUUGGAGGGCGAGGAGACCGUUUUGGUCCGUUCCACUCCAAUAAUGAAAUCUACUGCAAUAUGAUAGAAGUGUUUGACACACAGACCAACUGCUGGCUGAGCACUCCCUCAACACAACCAUUGCCUGAGGGACGGAGGAGUCAUUCAGCCUUUUCCUACAAGGGAGAGCUGUACAUAUUUGGAGGAUACAAUGCUCAUUUGGACCAGCACUUCAACGAUCUCUGGAAAUUCAAUCCAGAAGCCUUUUCUUGGAAGAAAGUGGAACCCAACGGGAAAGGCCCAUGUCCUCGAAGAAGACAAUGCUGCUGCAUGGUUGGAGAUCGAAUCAUCCUCUUUGGAGGAACCAGGCGGCGACCAACUACCCAGGGUGAGCCACACCCGACUAUUUGCUUACUCGUCAGUGAAGCAGCCCGUCACGGUAAUCUUGACACAAUGACUCCCUGUCCUGAGCAAGGAAUGGGUGAUGAAUUUAACCUCAUGGAUCAUUCAGACCUUUACAUCUUAGAUUUCAGUCCAAAUUUGAAGACAUUAUGCAAAAUAGCUGUAAUUCAAUACAGUCUGGAGCAGUCGGGCCUUCCACAUGAUAUCAGGUGGGAACUGUCUGCCAUGACCACCAACAGCAACAUCAGCAGGCCCAUUUUCUCCUCACAUGGCUGAUGUGGCUGGAUAUCAAAAAGGAGCAGAAUUUAUAUCUCUGAUCCAUUGCUGAUGGCGGGACUGCUUUUGCCACAGAUGGAUCUAUGGUGGAUUUAGUCUAUUUAUCAAAAUGUCCUGCAUAGGACUUAUUUUUGGACUGGAUGGGCUUUCUCGCAUUCAGGAGGUCUCACAGGAGGAAAAAAUGGCUGACACCUGAUCACCUUUUAUCUUCUUUUUUUGUCUUCAGAGAUCCAAUCAGCCUAUGAUAAUCACAGACUUUGAAUCCUAAGCACAGGAAGGACUGAAGGAGAAGAAAAACGAGAGGGAAAUUACCAUGAGAGCUAUCGCUGGGAGACAAAUCGUAACACAAAAUCUACAUCAAGAGACUUAAAGGGACAUGACUAUGUACAAUUACAUAGAUUUCAUGUCAAUUUGCAGCUAAUGGGUCAAUAGACUAACUUUUUUUGGUGUUCAGGGAGAUUGUUUAAUUGGGUACUGUGCUGGUGAACUUGUUUGAUCAUCUUUCAAUGCUUUGCUACACUUCAUCUCCACAUGGCAACCCCACUGCCUGACUUUUGGUGAUUCAACACUCAUUUACAAGCAGCCCAGUCUUGUGUUUUUUUUCAACCCAUCUACCUCUCCCAAUAGCAUGCCGCACUUGUCAAUAUAUUCCCAGAACAAAGGAAUUAUCAUUGCGGUCACACACCUGCCAUAACUUUUCCCCUACCAAAUAUACAAAUGAGUCAUGCAAAUGUCAAGCAUAUGUUUACACACAAUCCCAGCUCUGCAAGUUUCGUGCUACCUGUUUUGGAGAGUGGCACCACUAACAUGCGUCACAUGGCUCUUUUUCUUUGAAGUUUGUUCUAUACUGUGCAAUUGUGUCCAUCACAAGAGUUACGGGAGAAAAAUAGGCCAAAUACAGUGAUAAUGCAAGCGCAA